Venturia canescens is the source of this 1744-nucleotide messenger RNA. RefSeq lists its product as uncharacterized. The record is from RefSeq and is a predicted model, not a curated record. Lineage: Eukaryota; Metazoa; Arthropoda; Insecta; Hymenoptera; Ichneumonidae. The transcript has 7 exons. Bases 764 to 1639 code for a protein of 291 amino acids.
UUUUUCCACGAGAUAAUUAUAAUUAAAAUAACAUGCGGUUCAAAGAGAAUACUGCGAUUUUCGAUGAUAAAUGUAGCAGUUUCGCUGGAAAAGUGGAAAUAAAAAAUCUACUGUAGGCUCAACUUUGUCUGAGAAUAAUUUUCAAAAGAACAGAUUUAUCACAAAAUAAUAGGAGAUCUUUCUUAUAUACUAUUCGCUUUCCUAUAACAACCUGUCGUUGAAAUUAUUGUACAUUUCCCCGUUCGUGAGUAGCAAAAUUGAAAUGACGCCAGUGAUGUGUUUCCCGGAUUAUUAAAGUUAGAGAAAGAAAAUCACGAUGAGUGACCUCAAAAAAUUUUUUGAAUGAUUGAAAUUUGGACAAGCGUCAUAUUUUAUAAUACUGAAACGAUGGAUGGACGUUCUUGGGGAAAACAAAGAAAUUUGUGACUCUCUACUGUGACCCAAAAUUUUGAAUUUUUUUUUUUUUUUAGGUUGAAGGACUCAGAAUUUACAAAACAUGGCAAAACGCGGACAAGAUGUACGGUUUGAGUAGAACGAGUUCAGUAUAGAGUAGCUUUUUCCAAUACGAUAAUGACGGAGUUGAAGAAUAUACUCGCUUAUUAUUGUUCCACAGCAUAUAGAAAACCAGAACAAACGAAUUUGCCGACCAUCGUCACGCUUAUCUCAAUUUCUCGUCGGUGAGGACUACCCUCCAACAACCGAUGAGAGUUCGGAUAAAGAUGGUCGGCUAUUCACUGGUUUAUAUGAAAGCGUCGAUGAGUCCAUGAGCAGAGUGGCCGCGGCAAUAUCAAGUUGCCCGAGACUGGGUGGAACUAAUCCACUAAAUCCGACGGAGGGAUGCGAGGAUUUCGCAACGGACUCAGGGCAUCGUCCCAAUGAAAAAACUCGUGAAACAAAUGAUGACGAAACUCUGCGCCGAUAUGAUGACCAAGAUGACACGGACUUCGGGGCUCACCGCGAGCCCCGAUUGACAAAUUUGAAUUAUGACCGAGGCUAUCCUCAACGAUAUAAUGACAACGGCUACCAACGCCCGCUUGACAGAAAUGUAGAGUUUCGGCAGCCCUCCCGUCAUUUAGACACAGACAUUAUUCUGUCAAGGAUGGAGGCCAUACACCGAGAUCUAUCAAAGCAGAUAAGCAAUAUGGAGCGCACCGUAAUGAACAAAAUCACAGCGCUAGAAGGACGGUUCGAGAAAUAUGAACACCUCCAACGCAGCCGGAACAUCGUCGAGUAUCCACAAAAACCGCGGUGCCUUCCGGUCCGCGGAGUUCGAGAGCUCGAGGCGUUGGAGGGGUUCACGAAAGAAAACAAAGACCAAAUAAUUCAGUAUUUAGGCAGCCUGAGCUCUGGCUCGAUACAUGAGAGGGCUCACCUUAUUAUUAAAGAAGCAAUAUCUGACGAGUUCUCGACGGUUGUAACCGUCCAGGGGGGUGCGCGGAACUCGUGCCGAUUGGAGGGCACGGCUUUGUAUAAAGCAAUGUACGUUGCCGUAUGUAAAAACAUACCGCCCGAUGAUCGGCCGUCUCGGCGCACCUUCAUUGACGCGUUAACUGCGGCGCUGAGGGCUUCAAAGCAACGGCACCGCAGAACCGUCGGGAACGAUAAAACCGACCACCAGCAGCCAGAGCUUGCAAUUUAAUUUACUCAUUGUUUUUUAAAUUAAUAUGUUUAAGUUUUUUUUGUAAUUAAAGUCCUUUCACGAACCCGAACCCUCUGUAAAAAAUUGAUUUUAAUUUAUUAGAGU